Messenger RNA from Hirsutella rhossiliensis, 507 nucleotides. RefSeq lists its product as uncharacterized. Bases 1 to 507 code for a protein of 168 amino acids. The transcript has a single exon. The record is from RefSeq and is a predicted model, not a curated record. NCBI's taxonomy places the organism in Eukaryota, Fungi, Ascomycota, Sordariomycetes, Hypocreales, Ophiocordycipitaceae.
AUGUACCCGAAGCCAGUUUCCCUACGAGUUCAGGCCGACGUAGAGCGGCGAGACCACCUUUGGGAAGAAGCAGAAAGACAGGACCAGGAAGAAGACGGCGCGGCCCAUAUCAUCCAGAUCUCUCCCGCGAUACAGGAACCAACAGGGGCCACGAGCACCAUCGGCCCACGGCAACAUCGUCCACGGUACUCUACUCAUCGAGGGGAUGACCUGGGGAAGAUGAACCGAGCACUGGCGGGCAUCGAGUGGAGAGACCCCUGCCAGAAGGAUAUCAGGCCACGGUACCAACGGAGGGCGCAGGAUCUCGAUAUACUGAUGAUUUCGGCACCAGCAUUCCACGCAGGUAUCCGUCGCAGGAAGGACCAUCGGCAUGCCUACGAAGAUGUGACUUUCCUCAACCUUCACAUGAUCGAUAAGGCGCUCGGGGAAAGGGGCGAGCAGGAUAACCAACAGGACGAGGACGACCGUUUCUCGCAGAAAAGCUACCUCCAGAGCUCGCAGACCUAG